This is a messenger RNA of Seminavis robusta, 738 nucleotides long. Lineage: Eukaryota; Bacillariophyta; Bacillariophyceae; Naviculales; Naviculaceae. The record is from the annotation of a GenBank genome assembly.
AUGACCGACCUCGAAGCCCUCAACAAAGAGUCGUCCGAUCCCAAUGGUCCUAGUGGUGUCCCGCUCUUGGCGGAUCAGGACGAUCUAGCUAUAAUCACCAACAAUGACGAGGAAGAAGGUCAAGCCAACACUUCCGGUACACUUACACUUACUACAGAUGAUACAGUGGAUACUACAUAUAGUACGGAUGAAUCGAAUCAGAAACCCCACUUUAUGAGUUCGGACUAUCUGCGCCCUUGGAACGUUUUCUGUGGCUGCGUGGGGUCCGGCUCUGAAAGCGACGGGAGGAGCAACUGCAACUGCAACUGGCUUUGCUCCCCUGCGUUGCUCGUUCCUCGAAUCCAAACCAACUUUGCCAUUUUCUAUGUCAACUAUUUCCGCUUGACCGUCUACUUUGUCCUCUCGGCACUCCUUAUAAGUCCCUCUGCCAUUUUGGGGGUGGGUUCUCUUGCCAUUCUUUGGUGGCCAGUCAUCCAAUGCAACAAGCAUGACGAACAAAAGUUGAAACGAGGAGUCGUGGUCGCGGUUUUGGUUUCCUGCUUUGUUCUAUUCUACCUUCUACAGCGCGUCUUUUGGUGGAUUGUAUGGACUGCAACCACUGUGAUUCUCGUGCAUGCGUCGCUUCGAGAUCCCACCAACUGGGAAAAGGAACCAACCGGCAGUGUCCAAAGCAGCACAUUUUAUGAAUGGGAUUUCAUGAUGCCGCUGGUGGUCUCCAUUCUCAGUUCGUUUGGAUGA